Nannizzia gypsea CBS 118893 is the source of this 414-nucleotide messenger RNA. RefSeq lists its product as hypothetical. The transcript has 3 exons. Bases 1 to 414 code for a protein of 137 amino acids. Lineage: Eukaryota; Fungi; Ascomycota; Eurotiomycetes; Onygenales; Arthrodermataceae. The record is from RefSeq and is a predicted model, not a curated record.
AUGUUGUUCGUUUUUUUUUUCUUUUCUUUUCUUUUCUUUCUUUGUAGCAGGAAGACGCCAAGCUGGUGUUACAGAGGACGGCCUUCACCAGGACGGGCUCAUAGGAAGAGAAGGCAUCGAUCCGUGGAAAAGGACGAGAGGCUUCGCUUCCUGGCUGCUUCGUCCAACGGGAGCUGCAUGCGAGCGCCGGGUUGGGCCACUGAGUGCGCGCAGCAGAAGCCAAGGGACAACAACUUAGCUCGCUGGCCAGCUGGCGGCCUUGCUCUUGGGCUGCUGAAUGUCUGGCUUGAUCGGCAGCUGGCGGUUGCUGUCGUGGAGCAGUCGAGGGACGACGAGGACGAAGUUGAAGACGAGGACCAGGUUGGCGACGAGGUUGAAGACGGGAUGGCAGGAUGGGAUAUACAGAGGACAUGA